UUGGGCAUUGGCUUGGGUCAGUGGCGUCCUGUAAGCGAGCGGGAUUUGUUUUCGAACCACUCACCUGACAUUCUGAUCGUGUACAUUUUAUGAUGGUGUACAGUACUACUUUGAUGUGCACUAGAUUUUGGUCCUGAUGUUUGCCGAUCAGUUUGUAUUGGAUAGUUGCGCCGUAGUUCUCAUGGAUAAACUUUCGAAUUCAACGACUUCUGAUCAAGGAGUGUCUAACUGGUUACACAAUGAAACUGACUUUGUCGUGUGUACUCGUGUAACGGAAUACGGAAUAAACUACUUCUUGUAUUCCAGACUUGAUCGUUUAUUUCUUUUUUGUUUCCUGCCAAUUGUUGUUGUUAUCGGUGUUAUUGGUAACAUUUUUAUAAUAGUUCUGAUCUUAAAAGAAAAGAAGCUUCGAUCAUCACCAAAUAUGUAUUUACUAGCUCUUGCUGUUUCAGACAUAAUCUACCUCCUGUCAGAAAAUAUACGUGGCUGGCUCCAGUACUCUACCAGUUCACUGCAAGCCGACUCAUCAGGUGUAGGCUUAAGAUUAUCGAAGCUCUUGCUAUUCACUCGAAGCUCAAGCAUGUUGUCCUCGUGUUUUAUCAUGAUAGCCGUAAGCUUCGACCGAUACUUCUGCAUUUGUAAACCAAUGAGGUCUCUAACAACUACAAAGAAAUCAACGAUAAAAAUAUGCAUCGCUAUAUGGGUGGUAACCGCUCUGUACAACAGUCAAAUGUUUUUCACCGCAGUUCUGGUCCCUAAAUGCUUAGUGUGGCCUGCUGAAGAAGAAUACGUCAGCUAUCCAAAAACUAUAUCGCAUCUUUUUUCAUGUGAACCGAAAAAACAAUUUUGUAUGGAUAAACUUUCGAAUUCAACGACUUCUGAUCAAGGAGUGUCUAACUGGUUACACAAUGAAACUGACUUAGACGUGUGUACUCGUGUAGAGGAAUACGGAAUAAACUACUACUUGUAUUCCAGACUUGAUCGUUUAUUUCUUUUUUGUUUCCUGCCAAUUGUUGUUGUUAUCGGUGUUAUUGGUAACAUUUUUAUAAUAGUUCUGAUCUUAAAAGAAAAGAAGCUUCGAUCAUCACCAAAUAUGUAUUUACUAGCUCUUGCUGUUUCAGACAUAAUCUACCUCCUGUCAGAAAAUAUACGUGGCUGGCUCCAGUACUCUACCAGUUCACUGCAAGCCGACUCAUCAGGUGUAGGCUUAAGAUUAUCGAAGCUCUUGCUAUUCACUCGAAGCUCAAGCAUAUUGUCAUCGUGUUUUAUCAUGAUAGCCGUAAGCUUCGACCGAUACUUCUGCAUUUGUAAACCAAUGAGGUCUCUAACAACUACAAAGAAAACAACGAUAAAAAUAUGCAUCGCUAUAUGGGUGGUAACCGCUCUGUACAACAUUCGAAUAUUUUUCAGCGCAGUUCUGGUCCCUGAAUGCUUAGUGUGGCCUGCUGAAGAAGAAUACGUCAGCUAUCCAAAAACUAUAUCGCAUCUUUUUUCAUGUGAACCGAAAAAACAAUUUUGUGUUAUAGCAUUCGUCACAGAGCAGUUAUUGGUCUUAAUCGUCAUCCCCGUGACGAUUACUCUCUACAUUCUUAUGGUCAUAGAAUUGCGACGGGUUGGUCGAAACAGGAUUUCACAGAGAUCAGCACGAGUAGCCCUAAAAACAAAGAAGCGUACGAUAAAAAUGUUAAUGACGAUUGUGGUCAUCUAUGCGUUUUGUAUUGCUCCUUUUCGGUUACUCAACCUUAUUGAAGAGUUGCCGAACGUCAAAAUACCGGGUGAUAUUCUAUGGAUUAUAUAUUAUGUAAGUCGACUGUCAGCAAAUUUAAAUAGUGCUGUGAAUCCAAUCGUCUACGGUUUAAUUAGCCAGCAGUUUAGAAAAGCAAUGAAAACCUGCUGCCGGCCAUAUAAUUGUUCUAAACCAGGUCUGAAAAGAGGAUAGAUUGAUAUGUGUAGAAUAAUUUGCUAUGAAUUAUUUGUUGGAAUGAAUUGUUAGAAGAUGAGCUGCUUUGUAAGAAUAUGAUGUAUGAAUUAAAUUUAAUUGGGUAAGUGAAUUACAACAAAAUAUAUAAAUUUACCAGAAAUAGUUAAAAUGUUAAACUCAAGUCAUCGUUAACAUAUAGACCAUGCCAAGAUUAAUUCUGUUGUAAGCGUUCGAUAUCUGGCAGAUAAGUAAAAUUGUUAACAGAGAAUAAUGUAUGUACAAACGGAUUUCCAAUCCAAUCCAAAUCUUUGACUUAUAAGGCGAAGUUUAUUAUACAAGCCUCAAUCCGCCAAUUUGAGGUAGUGCUCAAGAAAAAAAGGAACGAAGGGAGAAAACGGAAAACAAGGGAAAAAGCAGAAAGCAGGAAAAAAAGAACGAAAGAAAAAAAAAACCCCUAAAACAGAAGCGAAAGACAAAAAUAUAAUAUUGAGCUGAAAAGAUGACUUUUAGGCCUCAUUUUGAAAAUCUUUUAUAGGCGGCCAUUACGAGCGCCCUUCCGCUUCCAAAAUGUUUGCCUUCAGUGCAGCGAUCAUUCGAUAGCUGGCGGCGCUUAAAUUGGCUUGCCGCCCAUUCCCAUGUCACCUCAAGUAUGCCCGUAGUUCGGUAGUCACAAGUCCUCCGUUAUUGUAACUAAACUUUUAUAAAAGAAA
Anneissia japonica is the source of this 2631-nucleotide messenger RNA. RefSeq names its product neuromedin-U receptor 2-like. Lineage: Eukaryota; Metazoa; Echinodermata; Crinoidea; Comatulida; Comatulidae. The coding region runs from base 137 to 1939 and encodes 600 amino acids. Gene Ontology annotation, cellular component: plasma membrane. The record is from RefSeq and is a predicted model, not a curated record. The transcript is spliced from 4 exons. Gene Ontology annotation, molecular function: G protein-coupled receptor activity. Gene Ontology annotation, biological process: G protein-coupled receptor signaling pathway.